AUGGACCCACCAGGCUCCCCCCUGCAGAACCAUCACUUUGUGGGUGUGCUCUGCGCCGCGCAGGCCUCGGUGACUCUGCGCGCAACAGCAACGCAUCGGCGCGGCCCCGAUCAGGAAGUGGAUGUGAAGCAAAUACGCGACUGUGGAGAGAGCGGCCAGGGUGAUGUCGACAUCCCGUAUCUGUGUGUCUCCAUGCCCGUCAUCAUCAUGCACGCAGCCGGGUCUCCUCCAGCCCGACGUGCUGCCUGCAUGCAGCGAGGGAAUGUGCAGCUGCAGCGGCUGCAGUCGCCUCAGCAGCCGGCGCAGGCGGGCAUGGCUGUGCCCUUCACAUUGAGCGCAGCUAGCCCGCCAUGCUGGUGCAUGAGGGAGGGACGACUGGUGCGCGCCGCGCCGGGCCAGCGUCCAUCCACGGAGGGUGUCGUGGCCAUGUUAUUGAUUCGCGGUGAAGGUGAAACCAUUGAUGGAGCGUUUACCUCUGGAGGAAUGGGGGGAUAUGCGAGUCGGGUGAUUCUUCCCAUCUCUGUGGAAGAGUACCAGGUUGGCCAGCUGUACUCUGUGGCUGAGGCCAGUAAGAAUGAGACGGGUGGAGGAGAGGGAGUGGAGGUGCUAAAAAAUGAGCCCUACGAGAAAGAUGGAGAGAAGGGACAGUACACACACAAAAUUUACCAUUUGCAGAGUAAAGUGCCGUCAUUCGUCAGAAUGUUGGCUCCAUCCUCUGCUCUCAAUAUCCACGAGAAAGCCUGGAACGCAUACCCUUACUGUCGCACAGUCAUCACUAACGAAUAUAUGAAAGAUAACUUCCUGAUCAAGAUUGAGACAUGGCACAAACCUGACACAGGACACCUUGAAAAUGUUCACGGUUUGGAUGCAGAAACUUGGAAAAAGGUGGAUGUAGUCUAUAUUGAUAUUGCGGACUCAUCCCAAGUGGAACCCAAGGACUAUAAGGCAGAGGAGGACCCACGCAAGUUCAAGUCUGUGAAGACCAGCCGAGGCCCUCUAGGACCAGACUGGAAGAAGGAACUUCCUAACAAGAAAGACUGCCCACACAUGUGUGCCUACAAACUGGUCACUGUCAAGUUCAAGUGGUGGGGCCUGCAAAAUAAAGUGGAGAGCUUCAUUCAGAAGCAAGAGAAGCGUUUGUUCACUAAUUUCCACCGCCAGCUGUUCUGUUGGAUCGACAAGUGGAUCGAAUUGAACAUGGAAGACAUUCGCCGUAUGGAGGAGGAGACACGCAAGGAGCUAGAUGAGAUGAGAGUUAAAGACCCAGUGAAGGGAAUGGUGGCUCUCGAGGACUGAGGUGGCGUCAGACUGUGAAUGCUGCUGCUCAUCAGACCAGAAUACCCAGACACCAGCGGAUUCACAUCCUCCCUCUCCUCCAACUGAUACAACACCUGACCAGUCGCUCCAAACUCUUCCUCUCCCCGGUGCAAUCUGGAUUUUCGGGGACCUGGACCCAGUAAACUCCCAGUU
Limanda limanda (common dab) is the source of this 1470-nucleotide messenger RNA. RefSeq names its product phosphatidylinositol transfer protein, alpha b (gene pitpnab). Bases 1 to 1296 code for a protein of 431 amino acids. NCBI's taxonomy places the organism in Eukaryota, Metazoa, Chordata, Actinopteri, Pleuronectiformes, Pleuronectidae. The record is from RefSeq and is a predicted model, not a curated record. Gene Ontology annotation, biological process: phospholipid transport. Gene Ontology annotation, molecular function: phosphatidylcholine intramembrane carrier activity; phosphatidylcholine binding; phosphatidylinositol binding. Gene Ontology annotation, cellular component: cytoplasm. The transcript has 14 exons.